This is a messenger RNA of Physella acuta, 1101 nucleotides long. RefSeq lists its product as uncharacterized. Gene Ontology annotation, cellular component: membrane. The record is from RefSeq and is a predicted model, not a curated record. Lineage: Eukaryota; Metazoa; Mollusca; Gastropoda; Physidae.
AUGUCUGAAGAAUUUAGCAUGUUAGGAGAAUUGCAGAACACGUCCUACAAAGAUGAAGCUAGGGAUGAAACAGUAGUUAAACACGACCAAGUUAUAAUCGUUGUACCUUCUUUAGUUUUGGACUUUUUCUUGACAUUUAACCUGUUGAUCUGUGGAAACAUCAUUGCUCUUUUUGGAAUUGUCGGAAACAUCAUCAACAUCAUAGUCUUUAAAAAGCAGGGCUAUGAGGACAGCGUCAAUAUAACUUUAACUGCUCUGGCGAUAACUCCUAAACUAGACACAGCUGUUUCUAACAAAGAGAAAAAAGUUGUCCUGAUGUUGAUUGUCGUCUCCGUCAUCUUCAUCGUCUGCCUCAUUCCUCAGUCAUCGACACUGACGGCUGUCGGUCAAGUGUCCAGUUUGAUGGUUGGUGGCAUGAACUUUGACCUGGCUAUGGUGUGUUACAGCAUCUCGUAUCUGAUGGAGACUGUCAGUUCUAGCGUCAACAUCAUCGUCUACUACAAGAUGAGCAGCAGUAUCACACAGCAGAGAUACCAUAACAUAACAUCUACAGCUAUGUCUGUAAAUGUGACUUUACAAACUCAGUUCGGUGCUUCACUCUACGUCAGUCCAGUCGCUCUGGAGUUCUUCCUGACCUUUAACCUAUUGAUAUGUGGAAACAUCAUUGGGGUUUUGGGAAUCUCCGGAAACAUCAUCAACAUCAUCGUCUUUUACAAGCAGGGCUAUGAGGACAGCGUCAAUAUAACUUUAACUGCUCUGGCUUUAAACGCACGAGCUGAGUGGAUAAAUUCUGUGUCUCGCAAGGAAAUCAAGAAAGAUAACAUCGUGUCGAAUAAAGAGAAACGUGUUGUCCUCAUGUUGAUCGUCGUCUCUGUUAUCUUCAUUGUCUGCCUCAUUCCCCAGUCAGCAAUACUGACAGCACUUAUCCAGGUGCCAGAUCUAAGUGCUGGGGGUCGGUACUUCGACCUGGCUAUGGUGUGUUACAGCAUCUCCUACCUGAUGGAGGCCGUGUGUUCUAGCGUCAACAUCCUGGUCUACUACAAGAUGAGCAGUAAAUACAGGAACACUAUUAGUGAACAUUUUUUACAAUGUUAUAGCUAA